Molecule: messenger RNA, 525 nt
Organism: Pyricularia pennisetigena
Lineage: Eukaryota; Fungi; Ascomycota; Sordariomycetes; Magnaporthales; Pyriculariaceae
Exons: 1
Coding region: 1-525 (174 amino acids)
Source: RefSeq, a predicted model, not a curated record
AUGGCAUCAUCGCCGGAGGAGAAGGCAGGAAAGACGCCCACCCUCCCGGUCCUCCCGCGGGCGAUAUCGACCAUUCAGAUUCUCAAAUUAACGCCACUAAACCAUGGAGGAGACCACCAUCGACUGGGUCGCGACAGGACUGCCCAGUUACCUCGGCUCACCUCGGCCACUCAGCCAGCCUGGUGGUCCUUCAGUCAGUUCUUAGUCAAUCAAUGCCUGUCCUUGUCCUUGGUGCGACCUCCCGACUUCUACCUCCCCUGCUUGUCUUGGCACGCUGCCCCCCCAAGCUUGGAAUGGAAUGGGCCUCGAUCGCCCUGCCGGCUAAAUCCAACAAGACAUUGGAUGACAUUGAAGCCAAAUAGCCUACCUGUAUACGUAAGUGGCUAUCUCUUUUCAGCAAGUUGCAUACAUCCCCACCUUUCAAAGUACUACAGUACUACUCGGUUGGCUUUCGAGAAUCUUUGGAUCUAUUUUUUUUCCUCCUAUUACUGUCUCCAUUUUCCAUCUCAACUAUACCUUGUCUAA